Trifolium pratense (red clover) is the source of this 2177-nucleotide messenger RNA. RefSeq lists its product as uncharacterized. Gene Ontology annotation, molecular function: RNA binding; nucleotidyltransferase activity. Gene Ontology annotation, biological process: RNA processing. The coding region runs from base 143 to 1738 and encodes 531 amino acids. The record is from RefSeq and is a predicted model, not a curated record. NCBI's taxonomy places the organism in Eukaryota, Viridiplantae, Streptophyta, Magnoliopsida, Fabales, Fabaceae. The transcript has 14 exons.
UCAUAUUUUUUGGUCUCAAAUACAGUUAUUUGGAAACAGCCAAACAGGGGCUUCUCUUUAAUGGCUUAAACCCCAAACCCUAUGCGCAAGCGAAAUGCAAAUUGUGUAACUUUCAUCAAACCUUUAUCUCUGUUGAUUUCCAAUGGCGGUCGUUGGCUUCAAAUUCGUGCGUCAAUCUACUCUUCAUCUUCGUCCCACUCCCUUCCAAUUUCUUCGUAAGGUUGUGCCCAAAUCUGUCGUUUCAAUUGAUGUAUCAGAGACCUUCAAAAAUGAAAAUGGCGGCGGCUCAAUUCGUGAAGAAGGAAAUAAGAAAUCCACCGAAUGGAAGAUAGGUUCCAAAGAGCUUGGAAUUCAUAAUUCAUCGAUUGGAGUCACUGCCAGGAAGGUUCUUAAUGGGCUCAAGAAAAGGGGAUAUGAUGUAUACCUUGUAGGAGGUUGUGUACGGGAUCUUAUUCUAAAGCAAACACCAAAGGACUUUGAUAUUAUAACUUCAGCUGAGUUAAAAGAGGUGAUGAAAGUAUUUUCCUGGUGUGAGAUAGUUGGCGAACGGUUCCCUAUAUGUCAUGUUCACAUGGAUGGUACCAUCAUUGAGGUGUCAAGUUUUAGCACUGCUACUAGAUGCAAGAAGGGUGUGGAAUUCUCUCAUCAUACAAAAGCCCCUAAUGAUUGUGAUGAGAAGGACCAUCUUCGGUGGAUGAAUUGUUUAAACCGGGACUUCACAAUUAAUGGGUUGAUGCUUGACCCGUAUGCAAGAGUUGUAUAUGAUUACAUGGGGGGAAUAGAAGAUAUUAGAAAAGCUAAAGUACGGACUAUAAUUCCUGCAGAUAUGUCUUUUCGGGAAGAUUGUGCUCGAAUUCUACGUGCAAUUAGAGUUACUGCCCGCUUAGGAUUUAAUAUUUCUAAGGAAACAGCUCAUUUUGUUAAACUUUUGUCUUCUUCUGUAGUAAGACUUAAUAAGGGUAGGCUCUUGAUGGAAAUAGAUUAUAUGCUAGCUUAUGGUUCCGGUGAAGCUUCUUUGAGGCUAUUAUGGAAAUUUGGACUGCUAGAUAUACUUCUUCCCUUCCAGGCUGCUUAUUUUACUCACCAUGGAUUUCGAAGGAGGGACAAAAGGACCAAUAUGCUUUUGUCUCUCUUCUCCAAUUUAGAUAAGCUUUUGGCUCCAAACCGUCCAUGUCAUAGUAGCGUAUGGUUCGGGAUCCUAGCAUUACAUAAAGCAUUGAGUGAUCGACCGAGGGACCCCUUGGUGGUUGCUGCAUUUAGCCUUGCAGUUUAUAAUGGUGGAAACGUGUUGGAAGCAGUUAAGAUAGCAAGGAUGAUCAAUAAGCCACAUGAUAUGAAAUUUCCUGAAUUAUUAAACCUUUCAGGCAAUGUGGAGCCUUUGGAAGCUGGGGUUAGGGAUCUUGCAGAGUCUGUUAGAGGGGCAUUGUUGCAAAUGACUGAUGAACAUUUUGUAUCUCAGGCUAUGGCUGACUAUCCACAAGCUCCUCAUUCAGACCUAGUGUUCAUCCCAUUAGCAUUGUACGUAAAAGCCUUCAGCAUUUUUGAAUGUGUGAAAAGGAGUUAUGAUAAGAAAUCUUUGUCAAAGCAAGACAUGAAAAUUGAUUAUGAGUCCUUAGCUAAUGGUAAUAUACAAGAAAUAAGACACGUUUUUGCAAGAAUUGUAUUUGAUACGGUGUUCCCACUUCAUCAAGAUCAGGAUCAGUCACUGCAGAGCAGUAGGGUUUCACAGGGAGGCUAGUUUGAAGGUUUUAUUAAAUAAGCAUUCUAUCAAUGGGAAUAGUCUGAUCAUAAUCAGUGUAUUGAUGGAAGGUCUGAUUCCAGCUGUGAGACGUACUUGCAGGAAUUAUCAUCAAUUUAUUUUUCGUCAACACCUGAGAGGAAAGAGACCUGCACUGCCCUGGUAUCAUUACAUUUAAAUCACAAGCGCUACAUAGCCGAUGGAGACUGAAGAAAAAUCAUAUCAUAUUAUUACAAAAAGAAGUUCUUCAGUUUUGGCUUGUAAUGAUAAAUCUAUCUUCUUUUUUUUUAAGAGGAAGAGUAGGUUUGUUGCUGAGCUGUCCCCCCCCCCCCCCCCCCCCCCCCCCAAAGAUAGUUCUUUCAUCAAUCAAUGUCUGGAACAACUUUGUAUCUUUUGGGGAUUUUUUGGUAAAGUAUUUUGUCAAUGGUUAAUAAUGUUA